AUGGAAGGCAUUAUCGGCGGUGCCAUGCGUUACGGAGCUCGUCGAUUCGAUGAAUACUACCGAUGCUAUCCAGUGGCCAUGCUCCCCGGCCCAGAGCGAGAGAACGUCAAUCAUGGAGGAAAAGUCAUCAUGCCACCCAGUGCCCUAGAUAAAUUGACGCGACUACACAUUACAUAUCCUAUGUUGUUUGAGCUGCAUAAUGGCGCCAAGGAGAGAAUGACACAUGCUGGUGUUUUGGAGUUUAUUGCUGAAGAGGGAAAGAUAUAUCUGCCUUUUUGGUUGAUGCAAACGCUCCUCCUUGAGCCUGGCGAUCUGAUCCAGGUCAAAUCAACCGACCUUCCGCCUGGUCGAUUCAUCAAGCUUCAACCACAAUCAACAUCGUUCCUUGACAUCAGCGAUCCUAAAGCAGUUUUGGAAAACGCAUUCCGAAACUUCUCCUGCCUCACAAAAGGAGACGUGUUCACAUUCGCUUACAACGACCAAGUCUAUGAAAUCGCAGUCCUAGAUGCUAAGCCCGAGGGUGACAAGAAAGCUAUCUCGGUACUAGAAACAGAUCUAGAAGUUGACUUUGCGCCUCCUGUGGGAUACGAAGAACCAAAACGUCCCAGUGGUGUAAGCACGCCCGCCCAGGCUGGCACACCUCGUGGCGGUGUGGUGCAUUCUCAUGGAAGCAUGGCUCAGGCCAUCAACUACGCAGCUAUCGCCCCCGAAUCGGACGACGUGACGAAAGGAGCGAAAGCACAGUCAUCAAACUUUUUUUCCGGUGGACAUCGACUGAAUGCCAAGAAAAGCAGCAAAACACCUACCCCACAACCCAAUACGCCUGUUGCAGGAAGCUCAACAAAUCCUAAACAUCCGCCCCCAACACGGAAGACGAACGGCCCACAACCACUACGAUUGGGCCCGAAUAAGCUUUUCUUUGGCUAUGCCAUCAAACCAGCUCCAAAGCGUGAUGAGGAGGGCAAAGUCAUCGAAGAGGCAGACAACAAACCGAAGUUUCAAGGACAAGGUCAGACAUUGCGAGCGCGUAAGAAGGGCCUUGGAGGAGAUUCCGGCACGCCAACAUCGGGAAGUGAUGUCGAAGGUCGAAAGCGAUAG
Talaromyces amestolkiae is the source of this 1098-nucleotide messenger RNA. RefSeq lists its product as uncharacterized. The record is from RefSeq and is a predicted model, not a curated record. The coding region runs from base 1 to 1098 and encodes 365 amino acids. NCBI's taxonomy places the organism in Eukaryota, Fungi, Ascomycota, Eurotiomycetes, Eurotiales, Trichocomaceae. The transcript is spliced from 2 exons. Gene Ontology annotation, cellular component: VCP-NPL4-UFD1 AAA ATPase complex. Gene Ontology annotation, molecular function: polyubiquitin modification-dependent protein binding.